Molecule: messenger RNA, 3492 nt
Organism: Purpureocillium lilacinum
Lineage: Eukaryota; Fungi; Ascomycota; Sordariomycetes; Hypocreales; Ophiocordycipitaceae
Product: kinesin motor protein cin8
Biological process (GO): microtubule-based movement; spindle elongation; mitotic spindle assembly
Cellular component (GO): mitotic spindle; nucleus; spindle microtubule
Molecular function (GO): ATP binding; microtubule binding; plus-end-directed microtubule motor activity
Source: RefSeq, a predicted model, not a curated record
AUGGGCUCCAGCGUGCGCGCCGGCAGCUCCGCCAUGAGCCGACCCAGCAUCAGACCCGGCGGCAUCAGGUCAUCGUCAAUACGACACGCGUCGUCGACACUGGGCGUACCCAGAGGCGCGGCGGCCGACCGCUCCGGCGCCGUGUCGCCCGCCGAUACCGUCUCGACCUCAUCGGGGAUGAAGCGCAAGGAGCGAGAUUUCGACUCGGAGGCUGGAGGCGAAGAGACAAACAUCAAUGUCGUCGUGCGUUGCAGAGGGCGCAACAGCCGCGAGGUCAAGGAGAACAGCACCGUCGUCGUCAGCACAGACGCGGUCAAGGGCAAGCAGGUUGGGCUGUCCAUGGGCGCCAACGCGCUGAGCAACAAGACGUACAACUUCGAUCGCGUCUUCUCCCAAGCGGCGGACCAAAACAUGAUUUUUGACGAUACCGUCAAGCCCAUUCUGGACGAGAUGCUCGCCGGGUACAACUGCACCAUCUUUGCAUACGGCCAGACCGGCACCGGAAAGACGUACACCAUGUCGGGCGACAUGACGGAGACGCUGGGCAUGCUUUCCGACGAAGCUGGCAUCAUUCCGCGCGUGCUGCAACAGCUCUUCAACAAGCUCGAAAUCGACGACUCAGAAAACUGCGUCAAAUGCUCCUUUAUCGAACUGUACAACGAGGAACUGCGCGAUUUGUUGUCUAUCGAGGAAAGCGCCAAGCUCAAGAUUUUCGAUGACGUGUCGCGCAAGGGCCAUGCCGGCACCAUCAUUCAGGGAAUGGAGGAGAAGCACAUCAAAAACGCCUCCGAGGGUAUCAAGGUGCUUCAGGAUGGCAGCUUGAAACGCCAGGUUGCGGCGACAAAGUGCAACGACCUCAGCUCGCGAAGCCACACGGUUUUCACCAUCACCGUCUACGUCAAGAAGCCCAACGAGAACGGCGGGGACGACUUUGUCAGUGCCGGCAAGCUCAACCUUGUGGACUUGGCGGGUAGCGAGAAUAUCCAGCGAUCCGGCGCGGAGAACAAGCGUGCGGCCGAGGCUGGGCUCAUCAACAAAUCCCUUCUGACCCUCGGUCGCGUCAUCAACGCACUCGUCGACCGAAGCUCGCACAUCCCUUACCGAGAGUCGAAAUUGACCCGCCUACUUCAGGACUCGCUCGGUGGCCGGACCAAGACGUGCAUCAUCGCGACGAUAUCGCCCGCUAAGAGCAACCUCGAGGAGACGAUAUCGACGCUUGACUACGCGUUCCGCGCAAAGAACAUCAAAAACAAACCCCAGAUGAACCCGAUGCUCAACAAAAAGAUGCUUCUCAUGGAGUUUGCAAACGAAAUCGAAAAACUCAAGAGCGAGCUCAUCUCGACGAGGCAGCGCAACGGCGUGUACCUCUCCAACGAUGCCUUUGAGGAAAUGACGGCCCAGAGCGAAUCCCGGCGAAUCGUCGUCGAGGAACAGACGGCCAAGAUCGAAACGCUGGAAACGAAUUUGCGCAACAAGGCCCACGAGCUGCUGUCCCUCACCACCUCGUUUAUGGGACUGAAGAAGGAUCACGAAGGGACCAAGGCUCAGCUGAACGACGCCAGCGACGUGCUCGAACAAACCGAGAUUGUCCUGUCGGCUACGCGCAAGACCCUGGCCGAGGAAACGCGCCGGCGAAAGGCCCACCAGGAGACGGAAGGCAAACUCACCGAGAUUGGCGGAGAGCUCAUCAGUAAGCUUAACAAGACUGUGAAUGACGUUGGCGGCCUCCAUGCGAAGAACAAGCGCAAAUCGGACCUGCAGUCGCUGAACCGCGUCGCCUGGGGCACGUCACAAAGCCAGGUCGCCGACGUCACGUCGAUGGUCGAGCGGCGGGUCCAAGAGUUCCAAGACGAGCAGCUCGAGCACAUUUCCAGUGUCCGGAACCGGAUGCAGGACUUUGUUGAAGAGGAGCUGCAAAAGCUGUCUACCACGCAAGCCUUCUUGGACAAACACCUCAACGAGUUUGUCGAGUCUAAAAAGGACAUGCUGGAGAGGAAGCAGGCAUCCAAGGACGACAUGGACGAAGUGCUGGAGGAGAUUAAAGACAUUCGCGACAAUGUCAAGGAAAAGACGGGGGAGAGCCUGCAUGCCAUCUCGAAUGCGGCGGAGAAGAUCUCGGCAGAUGUCCUGCAAGAGAUGACCAACUUUCACAGCACACUGCACACGUCCUAUAGCUCCCUCGGCAAGGACUUCAAAACCCUUUUCGAAGAUCUCGUCAGACACGUCACGGCGCAGCGCAGCGAGACAGAUAAUCUCCGACGCCAGCUGCAAGGCGCGCUCAACACCAUUGUUCUACAAAAUGCAAGCAUCUCUACUCGAAUCCAGGAGGCCUUGGAAGAGGAACGACGACAAGCCGCCGAAGACCGCUCAAGACUGAUGACGCAGAUCACGGCCCUAAUCAACGCCCAGGCAGAGUCGCAAGAUGCGCGCAUGGCCGACAAGGCAUCCCAGAUCCAAAAGACGGUGUCUGAGUCCUCAACAUCGCUCGAGGCAGCAGCAACACAAUACGGACAAGGCAUGGAUUCGUGGGAUGAAAAGGAAGGCGAGUUGCUGGACGAGGUUAAGAAGAUGCGAGACCAGCUCAAGACCAGACUCAAGGACGAUUGGACAACGACGAGCGAGCAGAGCAUGGCGAUCCAGAACUCUGUCCGCUCUGUGCACGCCGAGACGGUCCGCGUGGUGGACGAGCAGGUCGAACACCUCGACACGCAAAUGGAGGCCCUCGACGACUUUGUCACCCGAGCGCGGUUGGAGAACGCCAGCCAUCACGAAUCGCACGGACAGUCGGUCCAGGCGCUGUCAAACACCGUCGAGCAGUCGUUUGGUAACAUCGCGGCGCACUUCAAGACGACGUUUGACCGCGUCAAGAACCUGGGCGAGGAAAUGGAGCUCGACACGACCGACUUGCAGGAUGGGCUGGAGCCACUCCAGACGCAGCUUUGCCAGCCUCUUUCCAAUCUUCGUGACGGCAUCACCUCCACGUCUCUCCAUGAGUACCAGCCCACCGGCGAAACUCCUCAAAAGGUGUUAUACACUUAUCCGAAGACCUUGCCGCGGACGGAAUCGCCCGUUGCCGGUCUCUCGCAGUUUGAGGAGCCUUCAGACUUGGGGGAGGAUCAUGAAGAAGAAGAGGAGGUCCAGGACAGCAUUCUCUUCCCCGAACUGGACCCGAACCGGAAGAUGAGCUCGCCGCUGUCGCAGCGACGCCCAUCCAACGCUAGCAGCUUGGACAAGAACCCGCUGAGUAUGAGUUUGCGCGAGGUGAACCCCAACGUAACGACGAAUCUAACGACGGGCGCGAUUGGCUUUGACCCUAGCAUGAGCACCAUGUCUCUGCAGUCAGACCACACCAUGCCCAUUCUGAAGAGGAGCACGCGGCCUGGGAGAGGGAGGAGGGGAUCCAUGAUUGUCGAGGGGAGAGAGAACCUCCCGCUGACAACGGAGGUGUUUGCGCAGGGUAUGUCGAGGAGAAAGAGCCCGAGGCUAAACUGA